Messenger RNA from Amborella trichopoda, 1156 nucleotides. Its product is annotated as Tetratricopeptide repeat (TPR)-like superfamily protein. The record is from RefSeq and is a predicted model, not a curated record. Gene Ontology annotation, cellular component: chloroplast. Gene Ontology annotation, molecular function: protein binding. NCBI's taxonomy places the organism in Eukaryota, Viridiplantae, Streptophyta, Magnoliopsida, Amborellales, Amborellaceae.
CUGAUAUCCAGGCGAAUAGUCCGUUGAGAAACAAGAAUCUCCUCCUCUCUCCACCAAUAAUCCUCUCUCCACCAAUAAAGCAUGGAGCAACUGAAGUUUGUCCUGCCUUCUUCCUCUUCCUCUUCCUGUUACUACUCUGCUAUGGCUGUUCCUUUGGUAAUCCCUGCAUCAUCCACAUUGGCCUUUUACUGCAAAACUCGGGGCCGGUUGCGCCCUUUUGGCAUUACGCAAUCAAGAUUGGCCAUACCACAACGCACCGACCUUUUAUCUGUGUCGGCAAUUUGGGACGCUUUAACCGGUGGAGGUGCUGCUCGAGAAGCUUCAAUGGCUAUAAGACAGGGAAUGCAGCUAUUCAGACAGGGUGAUGUUCAGGGGUCCUUGGAUGCAUUUGAUAAAGCAAUUGAGCUGGAUCCUCGCCAGAAGGCAUAUCUUUGGCAAAGGGGGUUAUCAUUGUAUUACCUGAGCAGGUUUGAAGAAGGGGCCAAGCAAUUUCGGCUAGAUGUUGCUAAAAACCCAAAUGAUACAGAAGAGUCAAUAUGGUGUUUCCUCUGUGAAGCUCAAUUAUGUGGACCUGAUGAAGCCCGGAGGUGCUUUCUAGAGGUUGCUCGAGAUCCAAGACCUGUAAUGCGUGAAGCCUAUACUAUGUUUAAGGAUGGUGGGGAUCCAGAUAAGCUUGUUUCCACAUUUCUAUAUGGAAAAGAAAAUGAAUAUUUCUAUGCUGCAUUAUAUGCUGGGCUUUACUAUGAAUCUCAGAAUGACUCAAAGUCUGCAAAGAAUCUUAUACUUGCCGCAAGUCAAUCUCCCUAUGCACUAAGGUCAGAUGAUUACAUGGCUUCCCUUUCCAAAGUUCAUUGCAACUAUCGUGAUUGGCACCUCAGCUAGUUGAGUGGUCGCAUCAUGCAACCUAUAUCAUCCACAUCACCAAUAAGUUCAUGUUUUCCUUCAAUGCAGCAGAAUGGAGCCUAACGGUGCAUGGUGCUUGCACACAUUGCUACUAAAAGUCACCGCAAUGAUGUUUAUGACUUCGUCGCCUGUUUUAUAAUGUUAAUAGAAAGGACUUUAAACAUCCAGAUUAUGCAAAAUUUGUUUGGAGUAUAGCAGGCAUGGUUUGUAUGUCAUACAAUAUAUAGCAAAGAAAUCCACAUUAAGUUCUAAA